AUGCAGGCGUAUACCCGCCUCCGCCCAACCCGCCUGUCCGGGAUUUCCCAUCGUGAGCACCACCCACGACCCUACAACGAAGCAGACCCAGAGUCCCUCUACCACUACGGCGUCUUCGACUACCCAAACAAGCUCAUCCAGCAGCUCCUCCAGCACAUCGAGUUCCCUAACGACUGCCGUCGCUAUAACUUGGGAAGAUUGGGGCAGCACCUAAGAGAGCCCGAGCGAAGACGCCCAAGCAGCAGCAAAUGCGCAGUCAAAGAUCGACGCCGCAUUUGGCACCGCUUCCUCAUCUUCGAUCAUUUCCAUUCCGAGCUCACUGCCCUCUUCAACUCGGACUAUGACCCGGGGUGCGUCCUCGACUACGAUGGUCACCACAACCUCCAUGCCGCCUGCAGUCACGUCACCUCGGUGCAAUGA
Molecule: messenger RNA, 420 nt
Organism: Anthostomella pinea
Lineage: Eukaryota; Fungi; Ascomycota; Sordariomycetes; Xylariales; Xylariaceae
Source: the annotation of a GenBank genome assembly